Molecule: messenger RNA, 1534 nt
Organism: Trichomycterus rosablanca
Lineage: Eukaryota; Metazoa; Chordata; Actinopteri; Siluriformes; Trichomycteridae
Gene: terf1
Product: telomeric repeat binding factor (NIMA-interacting) 1
Exons: 10
Coding region: 103-1236 (377 amino acids)
Biological process (GO): negative regulation of DNA replication; negative regulation of telomeric D-loop disassembly; telomere maintenance via telomerase
Cellular component (GO): nucleus; nuclear telomere cap complex; chromosome, telomeric region
Molecular function (GO): DNA binding, bending; ankyrin repeat binding; G-rich strand telomeric DNA binding
Source: RefSeq, a predicted model, not a curated record
UGAGACAGAGCCGCAGUAGAAGCGCCAUGCUUCCGUUUGUUAUUGUUGAUGGUAGUUUUAUUGGGUUUAAUUAGACCGUAACUUUGUUUACUUUAUUGGUUAAUGAUAAAUAAAGGUUUAAUAAUGAGUGAAAAUCAGGAGGUUAUAUCGAGCAUCACAGGAUCCACAUUAAACUACAGUGAUGUGGAGAAAGUAGCGCGCUGCUGGAUCAUCGACUUCACCUUCCGCUCACUGUGUCAUUACUACCAAGAACAGAAUUCACACAAGUUCAGCUCAACUCUGCGCGCUUUUGAGGCGAUGGUCGACGACGAGAUCCAGCUGCAGGAAGAUCAUCAAGCCAAGAGAACGAUCUGCUGUUUCCUUUCCAGAAUUAUGGAUGGCAAAAACCUGGAUACCCUGUAUGAGGUGGAUAACAGAGUGACCCCCCUGAUGUCGGCGCUCUCAGUGUGGGGGUAUCUGAAGGAAGCCACGAGUGACGCGGCGCUUCAUGAAAAUAUCAGAAACCUUUUAUUUAUCCAGUGUGUUGGUGUGUGUUUGGAGAAAGGUAAUGCUCAGUUAGCAGCACACACACUGCAGUGGUUGGAGAAGGAAGGUUCAGUACCAGAGAAGCUGCAGAGGAAGCUCUCCACCAUCGUGUCUAAGAAGGACGUGUACGAUCAGCUCCUGACGUCCUUCUCCUACACUCGCCUGCUGGAGAGCGUGAACUCCUUCCUGGACGCUUUUCUCGAGGAACAUCCGUCAGAUUUUCUAUUUAGGUCGGCGUCCAAAGUGGUCCAGGCUCGUCAGCUGAGAGCAGAACACGCCGAUUCAGAUCAGAAGUGUGAAGAACCAGAACCGCCGCCCAGUCCACCCCACAGUCCCGAAAAGAACGAAAGCAAAAUCGUUUCAUCAGAGCUCAAUAUCAGACCCAAGAAGAAACUUCUCAACACUAAAACAGUUCAGCCCUGGAAACCAGAAACGGUGAAGAAAACCCAGUUUGUUCCUCGAGGAGCCUCUAGUUUAAAAGUUUCCAGAAGAAGUUUUAAAGUUCCUCCAGUAGAAGAGAGUCGCCCCAACACCAAACACCGCAGCAAGAAGAUGUGGACGUGGCAGGAGGAUAAACUGCUGAAGGCUGGAGUGAGGAAACACGGUGAGGGGAGGUGGAGGAAGAUCCUGGAGGAGUUUGAUUUCGGAGGCCGGAACAGCGUGAUGCUGAAGGACCGCUGGAGAACCCUGAAGAAUAAAGGUGUUUUAUAAUCGUAUAAACGUCUCAGAUCUCCAGGAUGUGAUGAUGCAUGUUGUGUUUGAUUUCUGUAACGAUGCUGCAGCAUAAACACUUUAAUUAGAUUUUUGAUCUGUUUCUCUACACUGUUCAUUUCUUCAUUUUAUUCUCUGUAUCUCACACCUCAGUUUAAACCUCUUUAUUGGUUUGAACUAUUUAGACCAGCAAUUUUUAAUUAAAAUGUUAUUUUUCUAUAAGUGAAUAUAAAUGUGUGAUUUAUUCCCAACAAAACUGAUAUUUUGUUAAAAAAGUCUGUAAAUAUUUUCACAAUAA